Trypanosoma grayi is the source of this 1131-nucleotide messenger RNA. RefSeq lists its product as hypothetical. The coding region runs from base 1 to 1131 and encodes 376 amino acids. The transcript has a single exon. NCBI's taxonomy places the organism in Eukaryota, Euglenozoa, Kinetoplastea, Trypanosomatida, Trypanosomatidae. The record is from RefSeq and is a predicted model, not a curated record.
AUGGGCAUUCCCCCGGCGUGUCCCUACUGUGGUGAGGAGUUCAGUCUCUCUACCAUGUGGACGCAUAUUUCACUGUGUAGCAGCUGCCCCAGUCGGGAUGACGUUAAGAGAACCGGCUCCACUGAAGCUGCGCAGAGCCACCGUCGCUCUGCUGGUGGCACUGAUUACAACAUCGAUCCGAACCCGUGCAUGGACAUGCGGAUUCCCUCGCGCUCCCCAAGUAACACGUGUGCGCCAACAGUUCGCGUGGAUUUACGCCCAGCGUCUGUAGAGCAACCAACGCCAACAGAUGUGAAGGUGCUCGAUUUGUGGUCUUACCCCGAGCCCAAGCGACGCCCCCGUGUGCGUUGCAGUUCCGCUUCGCUACCGUCACCUCCUCAUGCGUUUGGCAGUGACCAGCUUAGGAAGACCGACGAUUCCCCUAUCUCAACAUCACCACUUUCAUUACCCAAGGACACGUGGAACAAGGAGCGUAACUGCAGAACCCACGACGAGAUAAAUGAGGGUGGGAGAGAGAAUAACGGCAGCGACGGUUACAUCGCACCAGUUGCGGAUCCUCAGCUUAUAGAGAGAGUUUUCCAGUUAGAGACGACAAGCAGAGAACUUCGCGAAGCGUUGGAGGUGGAGAGACGCGCGCGACAAAAGUCUGCAGCGGCAGUUGAAGACGUUCUAGCAAAGAUGCGGUCGGAGAUAGCGACCCUCUAUUCGUUAGUUGCUGGCGCUACCAAGAGCGCAGAGGCCGCUCACUAUGGCGUGCAGGUCAUGGAGAGACGAUUAAGAAACUACCUGACACCAGAGAUGUCAGGUGGUUUGCAGCAAAAGACGUAUGCUCAGGAUGCGUUGCUGCGUGCGUCAAAAGCGUCGUCACAGCAACAGCGCAAUACACCGUGCCGUGGAGUCGAUAGAAGCGCCCUCGCGGGUGCCUCCAGAGAGAACAUAUCGAUUAUCUCAAGGGAUACCAGGAAAAGUGCACCCUGGAGUGGAGCUGGCAGCCGUGAAUUGCAUCAAUUACCGGUCGGAACACCUUUUCUACACAAGGAUACGGGUGAGGCGGUGGCACAACUUCUCCACCUACAGCCGGUGGCUGUGAUUCACGCACCGACAGCAACGACAGCGACAUAUUGGCGAUAA